AUGACCAACUCCACUGCAACAAAUGGCCCCGAGCCUAGAACAACGAGCAGCACAAACGGCACGCCCGCCUACACGGUGGAUGAGAAGCCUUUGGGGACUGCCCGCUCGAUCAGAGUCAUCGCAAUCGGUGCCGGCGCAUCAGGCUUGAACUUUGCACGCCAAAUCGAACUGCAUAUGCCCAACAUAGACUUGACCAUCUAUGAGAAGAACACAGAUGUUGGGGGCACUUGGUUCGAGAAUAGAUAUCCAGGCUGUGCUUGUGAUAUUCCGGCUCACAACUAUCAGUUCACCUGGGAGCCGAAUGCGAACUGGUCAACUUUCUACGCCCGCGCCCCUGAGAUCCUGGAGUACUUCCGCACUGUAGCCCGGAAGUAUGAUCUCUACCGACAUAUCAAGCUGAACCACCGUGUCGUGAAUGCGGAAUGGGAUGAAACUAAGGGUACGUGGCAGCUUCAAAUCGAAGACUCCGCAACUGGAGCCACCUUUGAGGACUCUUGCCACUUCAUGAUUUCGGCAUCUGGUAUCCUGAAUAACUGGAAAUGGCCCGAUAUCCAGGGUCUGCAUUCUUUCAAGGGCCAGCUCCUCCACAGCGCAGCCUGGGACAAAGAUGUUGACUGGCGUGGCAAAAAGGUUGCUGUGCUUGGGUGUGGCUCAUCCGGCGUGCAGAUUGUGCCGACAAUUCAGCCAGAGGUCGAACAUCUCACAACAUUCAUCCGGACUCCAACUUGGAUUACUGCUGGGUUUGCCCAAAGCAAGGCCGGACCCGGCGGUGCAAACUUUGAAUUCGGCCAGGAGCAAAAGAAGCAAUUUCAAAAAGAUCCGGAAGCAUAUUUGCAAUAUCGAAAGGAUAUUGAACACGAACUGAACACUAGAUUCAAAUUUAUUCUUAAAAAUAGCCCAGAGCAGGCUGAAGCUGUUAGAUUCUCUAUUAACGAGAUGACGCGGAAGCUCGGUGAAGACUCACCUCUACUGAAGUAUAUGAUUCCCUCAUUUGCCGUUGGGUGUCGCAGACCGACCCCGGGAAACGGAUAUCUCGAAUCCCUAACCAAGGACAACGUCCGAGUGGUGACUUCGGGUAUAGCUGAGAUUGUACCAGACGGUAUAAAGCUAACUACUGGGGAGGUCAUCUCCAUUGAUAUAUUUAUCUGUGCAACCGGAUUUGAUAUCUCUUUCCGGCCACGCUAUCCUGUAGUGGGCCUCAAUGGCAUCACGUUGGCAGAGCAGUGGAAAGUAAAGCCCAAUGCGUACUUAUCUCUGGCGGUCCCCAAUUUCCCUAAUCACUUCAUGUUCCUAGGUCCUGCAGCCCCGAUUGGGCACGGAUCAGUGCUCCCCAUCACUGAACAUGCAGCAAAAUACAUCCUUCACAUGAUCCGCAAAUGCCAGACGCAGGAUGUCAAAUCUGUUAGUGUUUCCCAGGAAGCGGUUGACGAUUUCAAUGAGCACAUUCAAGAAUUCAUGAAACGUACUGCUUGGAGUACACACUGUCGAUCGUGGUUCAAGAACGGCACUGUAGAUGGACCUAUUGUUGCAUUGCACCCAGGAAGUCGAAUUCACUGGUUCCAUAUGCUCAAUGAGCCUCGCUACGAGGACUAUAUCUGGCGGAGGCAGCGCGCGAAUCGGUUUUCAUACUUGGGCAAUGGAUUCUCCACCAAAGAAGGGAAGGGCAAAGAUACUGCCUACUACUUCGAUCACCCAGAAUCUGGUUUUGAAUUCAUCGGUGAUCUAUGA
Aspergillus puulaauensis is the source of this 1728-nucleotide messenger RNA. Its product is annotated as flavin-containing monooxygenase. Lineage: Eukaryota; Fungi; Ascomycota; Eurotiomycetes; Eurotiales; Aspergillaceae. The transcript has 7 exons. The coding region runs from base 1 to 1728 and encodes 575 amino acids. Gene Ontology annotation, molecular function: NADP binding; flavin adenine dinucleotide binding; N,N-dimethylaniline monooxygenase activity. The record is from RefSeq and is a predicted model, not a curated record.